AAUACACAAAGAAGAAAAUCGCGACGACGUCGAAGGUGUGUGAAAACCUCUGCGUAAGAAAAAAGAACAGUAAAACGGGUCGGUCGGAUUGUUCGAUAGAUAUAGUGGCAAACGGGGACGAAAAAAAUGUUUUAAUUUAACGGGUCCAACUCGAUCGUUUGCCUCCGCGCACUAGUUCUCCAGCUGUAACCUUCGAGAACUAGUUUUGGAUUACGGUGGAUCACAAAUCGAUCCGGAAGCGAGUUUUUCCUGCAACUUUGUGGCUGCUGCUUGAAGUGAAAACGCAAAGAAAAUCUUCCCCUUCCUUUUCCUCCGCCCUGUUCCUAACUUGUAUUUUUGUGUGCAUCACCACCAGCAUCAAUGACCUGAUCUCGGAGACGGCCAGUGUAUGAGUUUUUUGUGGAAUUAUAUUUAAAUAUCCUUACUAAAUAGCGAAACGAUUUGGAACCGUGUUGUCCCGUUGCGGUGGCGUCAGUGGAACCUCGCAUAAGCCCGUGUGUGCAUACUGAUCAUCGUCUGCGGGAGUUUUCAUCGCGGCGCGAGAGCGUCUCAAAUUCCAAGAGUCAACUUGGUCGGUCGGACAUCGGAGCCUGAAAAUCAGCAUCGUUUGGUGUUACAGAUUACUCGACAUUGAAAAUCUUCACAGCAACUAUGGAUAUUCUUUCGGUAUCGCAAGUAAAUGGAUUAACAACGCCCCGAAAGAAGGAUAUCGAUCCGAAGGAGAACCUUUGGUCCGCAAUCCUCAGUGAAGUACAAACGCAAAGCAGCACCAAACUACCUACGAAUAAAUCCGUGCUCGUACUGGGCGACAAUGCUAGCGGUAAAACGACACUAAUCGCAAAACUGCAGGGCGUGGAAGAUCCCAAAAAGGGAUCCGGUCUAGAGUAUGCAUACAUCGAUGUACGAGACGAGUACCGAGACGAUGUAACCCGCCUAGGCGUGUGGAUACUGGAUGGUGAUCCCGGCCACAACAAUCUGCUCAAAUAUGCACUGCACGAGCUGAACUACGCACACACCCUGGUCAUUCUGACGCUAUCGAUGACGACACCGUGGAGCUGGGUGGAUCAGCUUCAGCACUGGAUCAAGAUAUUGGAUGAUCACAUAGCGGGACUGAAAAUCGAACCGGAGGAAAAACAACAAUGCCGCCAGCGGUUGGUCACUGUAUGGCAGAGUUACUGCGACACAAUCGACGAGCUGGAGCCAGGCUCACCCAUCAAGCGCACCAACCGUCUCUCCUCGGUGGAUGACGAUCUGGAUGCGCUGCCACUUCCCGAAGGUGUACUAACGACCAAUUUGGGCUUAGAUGUAGUUGUUGUUGUAACGAAAACCGACUACAUGACCACACUGGAGAAGGAGCUCGACUACCGGGAUGAGCACUUUGACUUCAUGCAACAGUGGAUUCGUCGGUUCUGUCUAAUUUACGGAGCGUCGCUGUUCUACACGAGUGUGAAGGAAGACAAAAAUUGCGACUUGCUGUAUAAAUAUCUAACGCAUCGAAUCUACGGGUUACCAUUCCGUACACCCGCACUUAUCGUGGAGAAAGACGCCGUGCUAAUACCUGCUGGUUGGGACAACAUGAAAAAGAUCAAUAUACUGUACGAAAAUAUGCAGUCAUGUAAGCCAGAUGAUUACUACAAUGAUAUUAUUGCACAACCGCCUUCUAGAAAGACUGUCUCCAACCGAGAGGUUGAGGUUCAAACUGAAGAAGAACAGGCCUUCCUCACCCGACAAUUGAUGCUUCUGCAGCAGGGACAAACACCGACGCGGGGGGAGUCCCCGAUGCGAUCACAGGGUAGUGCCGGCAAAACGACACCACGGACCCCGGGUUCGGCGGGUGCGCAAGGCUCGCCAAAAAAGGUCGAUGGCAAGCUCAAUCCAGGCACGCCCAGCGGCGAAGGUGUUCUGGCGAAUUUCUUCAACUCACUGCUACAUAAAAAGUCUGGCUCACCGUCCGGUGCCACCCUGCCGGGGUCUACCAUCUCGCCGAGGGCAACGAACGGGGGCGAUCUGGUGUCGAGCAGCGAAAAAAUUUCCAUGCGAACCGAUGCUGCCAUGGAGUUGGACCGUUUGACGCGUAGCGUCAAAAAGGAUCUGGACUUUUCGGCACAAUCGGACUGCUAGGCGCGCUGUGGUGAUAAGCCUUUUCCGAAAGAGACCAGUUGGACAUUGUAAAGACCGGAAUUUACACGUUGUGUGAUAUGGCUUCAAAGCACUAUAAUGUACUCUGCGCUGCGCGAUGUUAUGUGUGUAUGUAUGAAUGUGCGCUUCUACGCAAUAGGCAGGGAUGGACAGAGUUGGAGUGCGUGUAUGUGAAAUAGAAACGAUGGUUUAUACGCCAUUGUUCGCCGGAGGCAAAACGUGGGAAUGCUUAUUGAACCACUUUUAAUAGUUAGGUAUUGCGAGAAAGUAGAAAGGUUAAGUCGAAUAUAGAAGAGGUUCAAUAAAAAAAAUAUAUUUAAAAUGCUCUUUCUGCUCUCGCUAUUGGUGCUACUUGUCGUUUUUUACGGUUUGUAACGAUUCCAAAUCGGAAUUUUUACAUCAGAAUAUUUUCAAAUACUUACGUUUUACUCUCGCAUGGAAAAAAAUUUCAGCUUAAGGCAUUCGACCUUCAUUCGACUCGUUAGUAAAUUCAAAUAUAUACCAUCGCGCAUAUAUGGCAGAUACAGUUGCACUCCACAAACAUUUCCCCGGGAUAAGGCACCGAUUCGUGAGGUAGAAAGGGACAUAGUAGCCUCCUGAAGCGUAACGCAAGUGAGAGAACAAGAAAACAUUACUACUAAUUAAUUAACUUAUAUCAAAUUGAUGAUAAUUUGCAGCUUAGCGAUGAUGAUAAUGAGAAGAAAAAAAAUAGGGAUCCUAACUUAUAAACAUUUACCCAUUGCAAUUCCUUAUUGAAAGCAGAAAAUAAACACAAAACAUCGGCGAAGCAAGCUGACUACCGUUUAGAGCGAAGGAUCAGAUUUGUAGUCUUAAUUCCAUAUUUUUUCCGCUCUCCCGCUCAACAAAAAAAAUGGUUGGGGAGAUCGGUUAAGAAAAACAUCGAAACUGCGUUUUUUGUAAUAUGUUUUAUUCUCAUUUUCGGAUCAUGCAUCCCCAUUCGAACCGGGUUUUUUUUAAGUACAACUAAAAAUAACAAGUCGUGCUAACUAGAGACGUACUCAAAUAUUUUAGUGAUGCCUGCUUGAAUUCAGUCAAGGAUAUGUUUGUUUGAAACACAAAUUACAGCCGCUUAUUACUACUGAGGUGUUAUCAAGUGUAGGAGAUCAUAGCGUUGAUCGUGUUACAGAGUAGCCAUACAUUACGUGGUUUCGUUGCGCAGUUAUUAUUGGAAUUUCCGUUCUAGAAAUAAAAGAUGUUUUAUAUACUUUUGCCUUUUGUUAGAAACGAGAAAAAAAUGCAUCUGCCACCAACUAAUUUAUGUGAAUAAUCCUUUAUAUAUGUAGACGUUUAUCAAAAACAAAAACCAGCGUAGCUCACGUCAGAUUGAGAACGACAUAAUACCUAGUAACUCAGUAAUUAAAAAAACAUACGACCUUCAUGUAGCUAAUCUGUAAUUAUACCGACUUUUCAGCAGAGGAUCAAAAAGUUUGGAUGAUUAAAUCAGUAACACUGUAGGGAUAAUGAGAAUGAAUUAUUGCAAAAAAGAAGUUUCCCGUA
This is a messenger RNA of Topomyia yanbarensis, 3657 nucleotides long. It is a transcript of the gene Dlic, whose product is annotated as cytoplasmic dynein 1 light intermediate chain 1. The record is from RefSeq and is a predicted model, not a curated record. Gene Ontology annotation, cellular component: centrosome; cytoplasmic dynein complex. The transcript is spliced from 8 exons. Lineage: Eukaryota; Metazoa; Arthropoda; Insecta; Diptera; Culicidae. The coding region runs from base 652 to 2121 and encodes 489 amino acids. Gene Ontology annotation, biological process: microtubule cytoskeleton organization; microtubule-based movement. Gene Ontology annotation, molecular function: dynein heavy chain binding.